Molecule: messenger RNA, 3012 nt
Organism: Diaporthe amygdali
Lineage: Eukaryota; Fungi; Ascomycota; Sordariomycetes; Diaporthales; Diaporthaceae
Exons: 4
Coding region: 1-3012 (1003 amino acids)
Biological process (GO): nuclear-transcribed mRNA catabolic process, nonsense-mediated decay
Cellular component (GO): telomerase holoenzyme complex
Molecular function (GO): telomerase RNA binding; telomeric repeat DNA binding; protein binding
Source: RefSeq, a predicted model, not a curated record
AUGGACUCGUCGCCGACUCCAGCAGCUCGGGCGGAAGCCUACUGGCAGGAGGCCAAGAAAAUCCGAAUCAAGAUCAUCCGUGACAUCGAGCAGCUGAAGAAGGGGUCUAGCGGCAAGACUGAAGAGGAGCAGCUUAAAUCGCUGGAGGAGAGCAUGGCCCAAUUUCGGCUACGUUUUGUUUGCACGCUCGCCGAGGACCCCAAGUACAUCUACCAGUUAGAUGCAGAGGAAGUGAUGUGGCAGUUACACAUAUACAUCAACAAGGCCUACCGAGAUUUAUUCAACGAGCGCCUCCGAGGCCAACCCCAUGUCGUGACCAAGCGCAAGGUGGAGAAGCUUUACAUUAACUAUCUGAAGACGGCUCACGACUUCUACAAGAUCUACUUCCAACGCCUUCAAGCGCUCCAUGGCAUGCCACAGAUUCCUAGGAUAAACAGCGUCCUGAAACUUCAAGCUCCGGAUGUCGAUGAGCGCCAGGGCCAAAUUGUGGCGGCCGAAGCCGUUCAGAAGUCGUUUCACUCGACCCUACUUCAUCUAGGUGAUCUUUCUCGCUGGAGACACAAAGCCCGGCCGAAACAAGAUGGCUCAAAGAUGGCUUUGCUGUAUUAUGCUCUCGCGCAUGACCUCAAGCCAACCGCUGGAGAUGCUCAUCAUCAGAUGGGAAUGAUCUACACAGAGGAGCACAACCACUUACUUGUUGUCUACCACCUCUAUCGCUCCCUCGCUAUAGAGCAUCCACACGGGAACUCAACGCGCAAUCUAGAGAUCGAGUUCAAGCAGAUUCUUCAGUCCUCUACGCCUGCCAGAAGGACAGGCACUCCCGACCCCAACGAGGCCUUUUCCAACUGGUUCGUGAGGCUUCAUGCUCACUUCUACAAAGGCGAACCGUUUUCCCAACAGUCCGAACUGGAAGAGACUGUGCUCCACCGACUUGAGACAUUGCUGAGAAAGCCGGACACUCUACCUCUUAUUUUGAAGAUGGUGCUUAUCAACAUUGCAGGCUACUACGUCGCACGUUCUAGGGUCGAGAAGAAAUGGAGUUUAGGUGCUUCCAACUCGUGCCAGUUCAUCUUAGGGAUGAACGUCAGGUGGAUUGUAUCCCUGGGGCGUCUUCUUCAAUCGGAACUGUCAGAGUUCUCAAAGGCUGCGGCGCCUGCAAAAGACACUGUCGAUGUCAAGGACGGCGAAACGCACAAGAGCCAUGAGAAGUUCAGCCCUUUCACGGACAAUCUUCUUCCUCUGAUGCGUAUCUACCUGGCCUGGCUAUACAUUUACCGAGCCGACAUUGUGAAGUAUCAAGAGCAUUUGGGCGGCCACGUCUUUGAUAUGUACCGGAUUCUUGCCCAAGCCUUGACGACCAUAACCAAGGAAUUCCAAGGAAAGCAAAUCGCAGCAUCGCCCUAUCUGCUUCCUGAGGACGUUGUGGCCCUGGGUACGAAGCCCUUCGAUGAGCCUGGCUUGGCUUCAGUCUGCCGACUCCACCUCGCAUUCGGCAAGGAUACGUUCAAGCCGCAAUGGGAGGAUACUGGGCUUCCCAGAAACGAUUCCGAUGUGGAAAUGAGGGCUCGCGUCUACGACUUGGUGAACUGCGGAUUCUCCCUGUCUCUUGACGAUACCUUUCCGCUCGCUGCGAAUCCACCUGUGGAAGGCUCGGAUGGAAUAAUCACGAUCUCUUACGUCGAGGGAGGUAAGGCCUCGCAAUCUGCCCAAGGAGACUCCGUCAGCUCCCAGCCCGUGCAACCCGACUCUCAGGUUGAUCAACUGGAAGAAAAUCUUCGCAAUCUUCGCCCGGCAAGCGGGGCUGGCAUUACUGGACGAAAAGGUCCGCAGGCGGCGGAUAAUCUCGGCCGCGAGCACACGAGACUCCCGUCUGGCUCUGCUGCGAUUGAAGGGAGUCACCAAUUUUCGACUGAUAGCAUUGACCCUUUGGAGACAGAAUCAGAUCUUAGUCUCGAUGCACAGAUGCACAACAUGGUUGAUGAUCUCCUCGAGGAUGACGGCUCGGACCUAGUUCGUCCUGGACCGGGGCCUGCCGCUCAGCCCAAGACAUCGUCCUACGGUAUGCACUCAGCGACAGCUGAGCAAGUUUUCGGUGGGAUACAGACGCCUGGCCGCAACUCUGGUGUUGUCUUUGGAAAGCCAAAUCCUUGGGGAAGCUUUGUGAGCCCGCCACAGACAGUCUCAACGCGGGGUGAGCUUGCUCCUCAGUAUAAUGAGAGGGCCCAUAUCAGCAGUGGCUCCCCGAUCCAGGCGCAAAGAGCUUCAAGCACGUCGUCGUUGCAACCGACCGUCCCAGAUUUCACUCCUGGCCCAGGACUGCAACGAGGCUCGGAUAUUUCUGCCUUGUUUCCUGCGAGCAACACUCAAGCACCCGGUAGCCAGUUUGGCCAAUCAAGUUUUGGAUUUUCCGGCCGCCCUUCAUCUGGUCUGUCUGGCACACUGCAAGGCAGUCACGGUGGUUUUGGACAUGCCAGACAGAGACUCGGCGGAUCUACGGGGAGCAGCGGAGCCUCAUCAUUCUUCUCACCCAAGGAAAGUUCCGGUGCCUACGAGAUCGCAUCUGGGGCUCACGCAACAGGUCAAAUCAACAACACUCGGACUAAGGCAGUGUCGUCUCCCCUGGGAUUCGGCAUGGGCAGCAAUCCAUUCUCCACCGACUUCUCGCAGACUUCGUCUGGUCUUCCUCCUGUGAACAGCCCUUUCGGCUUGCCCGCAGGACAGCUCAAUGGGGGUUUCGCCCAGGGGGACAUAUACUCGUACAACCAGCAGUUCCCGGGCUCAUUCCCUGCUUACACGCAGCCCAACGAACUGACCACGGUCUGCAAUGGAAACGUCUACAACGCCACUACCGCGUAUGGCCGGGGCGUCAUAGCUGCCAAGGAUGAUCCUUCUCACUUCAGGAAUGCUGUGAAGAAGACACACAUGGCAAAGGCUGUUGCCGAAGCUGACGCCUACGAUCGGGCCAUUUUGGAGAGCGCUCUGGCGGAGGACCGUCCGAAGCCGAAGGGAUGA